AUGGUUCACUUCAACUUGACAGCUUUGGCCGCUGCUGCUACCGCCUUCAGCAUCACCGACUUCCAAGGACACUUUGUCGAUCUCGCCUCCGGCGGGACCACCGACUUCGUGCCUGUCCGCAGCUUCGCCAAAGCGGAGAACCAGAACCAGGAGACUAGCAACCAAAACCAGUUCAGAAUCCAGAACAACGGCGUCAGGCAGGUCAUAUCCUUCCCGUCUGCCACUUAUAUGGGGUACUCGGGCAUUAUUGGGAGCCAGCAAGCGAUUGCCCACCCGAACGCUGGCACUUCUUGGAACCUCGUUGGAACCGGAAAUGGCGAGUUCAACCUCAUAGAGUCUAACACCGGGCUUGCAUUGACCGCGUGGACGGCCAGGACCGACUCGAGCAGCUCUCCGCUCACGCUCGAAGUCGCCGCUUCUGACCCUCAGCAAGCGUUCACCAUCCAGCCAGGAUGCGCAUUCUCGUCCGAAGGACGUCUGGGUCAAGACACGCUCCCUCGACCUGUGAAGCAAAAGUGUUGCGUACCUAAUAUCCCAACAGGCAUCGUGUUUGGGAUUCCAUCUCUUAAUGCUGCCAUUAGUGGCGCUGGCAAAAUCUGGAUCUGA
Heterobasidion irregulare TC 32-1 is the source of this 606-nucleotide messenger RNA. RefSeq lists its product as uncharacterized. The transcript has 6 exons. The record is from RefSeq and is a predicted model, not a curated record. The coding region runs from base 1 to 606 and encodes 201 amino acids. NCBI's taxonomy places the organism in Eukaryota, Fungi, Basidiomycota, Agaricomycetes, Russulales, Bondarzewiaceae.